AUGUCAUGGCCCCCUCCGUACGGCGCACGCCCGGGCUUCGCCAACAACAUCCCCCCUCCCCCUCCGCCCGGUGGCGGUGGUGUCGGCACCUCGGGCCACCACCCGUAUAACCCUCAGUUUCACGCUCAGAACCCGCUGGCUAUGAGCGCCACCUACGUCCCCACCGGCGACACGUACGGCGACGUCCCCGGGCUCCCAGGCUUCGCCUCCGACGACGUAUCCUCGACGGCCGCUAGCUCCAACAACUCGUGGCUGUCAUCGUCCACGGGAAAUACCUCGCAGACGACCGUCAGCGCCGAUAGCACCAUGAAUAAUAAUAAUAAUAAUAACAGCAACAGCAACAACAACAACAACAGCAGCAGCAGCAACACCGCUACCACCCCGCUCGAGGACCACCCAGCCAUCCUGCAGCCCGGGAACGCCCAGGGGAGAGCUUCGGCGGGCGCCGCCGCCGCCGCCGCCGCCGCCGUUGCUACUGCUGGUGGCAGUGGAACCUGCACCUCCGAUACCACGACAACCACAGCGUCGGCUGCUUCAUCUGCAAGCUCUAUACCGCCCGAGAUCGCUGCUCAGUGGCAACCUGAAACCGUCCUGCUAUGGCUGUCCAAGAACCAGUUUUCUAAGGAGUGGCAGGAGACAUUCAAGGGGCUCAACCUCCAUGGCGCGCAGUUCCUCGAAAUUGGUACCAGCAGGGGCAGCUACGGAAUGAUGCACCAGCACGUCUACCCGCGUCUGAGGUCGCAGUGCUUGCACAGCAACACCGAGUGGGACGAGACGCGCGAGAGGGGCGAGGGGAGGAGGCUGCGCCGCCUCAUCCGGAGCAUCGUUCCAAGGAGACCUGGCGCUAGUGACCCGUCCCCCAAGGUCGGUGGCGGACAGAAGGACGCCGGUGCUACUCUUCCCAGCGCUGGUACUGAUCCUUCGGAGUCGCCUAAUACACCUCUAAAUAGCUUCCCCGGCCCCGGCUUCACCGAACGACGAUACUCGCAGAGGACACCCAAUAUGUCGCAUAGCGGCAACGGCAAGGCCACGGGGGCCUUCCUCAAGAGUAUCGAUACCGAGAGCGCGCGUCGCGGAACCCCCAUUACGAACGAACAAGGUGACAGCGGACCUUUCCGCAGCACGCGCACCGACAGUCCCAAUGGGAGCCCGGCGCAGCAGGGUCCCCUCGGUCCCAGCCUCACAACGCCGGUCCUGUCGUCUUCGCCUGCCCAGAGCAGGUUUGGCCACCGCUCGCGCCUCAGCUCGGAAUCCACGGCGUCCAAUGCCGCGCACUAUGGUGAUGGACAGCCAGAUGUUCUCCCUUCCUCUGCAUCGUCCGGCCGCCUGUACAGUGAAGGGCGCACGCGACAGUCGCCUCUCGACAGUGCCGACCGGUCUGCCGGCCCUGAGCCGUCGCACUGGCACAAGGAUCAGAAAAGCCGGUUAGGCCUCGGAUUCCUGCGCAAGAAGAAGCCCAGCACCAAGGACGAAGCGACCUCCCCCGAUGAGGUGGAGUCGCCGUUGUCGUUUGCCAACCGGGCGGCGCAGGCUAGCGACCCGCACCUGCCCGGUCCGCAGGGCGACUUCAUGUCGGCGACCAAGCACGUCCGGUCGACAAGGAUCUACGUGCUGGCCACGACCGAUUACUGGAAUUACCGCAUGUGCGACAUCACGGGAGCCAACACGGCCAUUGACAUCCGGCGCGAUGUGUGCAUCAAUCUGGGCCUGAGCGACUACUCCAAUUUCGCCUUCUAUAAGACAGAGCUCGGUACCUUUGACCACACCGACGUGCUGGACGAUAAUAAGCUUCUUAACACCAAACGCGCCUUUGCCGACACGGUCGGCUCGCUCAAGUUCUUCGUCCGCCCUGCCCCGCCUGUGCCAUCCCCCGUGUACGUCGCGCCCGACUUGGCGAUAGCCUCGCGGAACGGACUGGAGGAGCUCUCGGGCAGCGCCAGACAGCGGUCCAGCUCGUCGCCCCCCAGCUCGCGCGUGAACACGGGCACGAGCGAGCACGUGUCCGAAAAGGACCUCGCGCAGGACUCGACCGAAUACAAGGCUGAGAUUGACCGGCAGCAGCGCUAUGGUAUUAUGGGAAGCAGACGCGUCGAUUUCGAUCAGCCCCGUGAGUCGCCCUUUGAGGACAAGAAGGUCGACCACUUCCUGCCCCAGAGGCGCGCACCCGCCCCGCCUAGCGACCCAUCCGUCACGCAGAGAAAGGCGGACUCGCUCAGGAGGAAGUCCGGAAGUAAUGAACGGCACAGUACUGGGGCUAGCAGCACCGCGUCGGCGCCCGAGGCGGAGAAGGGCAAGAAAGCUAUGUCGCCGCCACAACCUAGCGAGGGGAUCGGAGCCCUCCUCGUCGGCGUUGGCAGGAGCCUCGGUGCCGUCGGACAGUCCUCUGCUAGUGGCAGAGGGGUCUCGCCGCAUCGGGGAGUACAGGCGGAGCAGAAGCCUCAGCAGCAAGGUGAACAGUCGUCGUACCCUGUGGGGUCAUUGAGACGUGACGAGGCUAACGUUGCCACAGCUCCUGCUAAAUUGGGCUCCGAGUCGCCGCCGGCGCCGCCGGCGCCGCCGACGCCGCCGACCAAGCCGUCUAGAGACGAGAGCUGGAACACGGAAGAUACGGGCUUCAACGAGCCCGACAUUUCAUUCUCCUCAAGCACAGGGAACACAGCAGCCGAACCGGCACAGGAUGACGACAGCGACGAUGAGUCAGAUGAUGGGCUGUUUGCCAUCAUGCCUACGUCGAGACGCAAUGAAAAGGAGCCAGAUGCGAACGCGUCUGGAAUGGACCGCAAGCCGGGCGGGCUGCGUGGCAAGAGACCAGAUCUCACGCUGGACGUGCCCAAGAAGAAGACGCUCUCCGUAUCGUUUACGUCGCCCAUGUCGCCCAUUAGCGCGGCGACGACGCACAGCACCGACGAUCACGGUGCCAGCAGCGGGCGCCGGGCACCGGGGACGCCGCGAUCCGACUCGUCCGAGGACACGCAGAAUAAGCUCAACCGCAGGAAGUCGUUCAAGGAGGUGGACGUGUGGGCCAACCGUCCCCCCACAGACGCGCUGCUCAGCAACCUCGACGACUUCUUCCCCAAUCUCGAUCUCGACCAACCCGUGCUGGAUGAGACGGUUGAGGGCGACAUAGCGCCGUCGAUCCCAGAGAACGAUGAAGCCGGCGGCGAUGGUGGCAGCAGUGGUAAUGCGGGCAGCGGCAUGGAGCCGACAACGCCGAUACCGUCUACGGCAAUGGACAAUGCGGCCAAGGACUCGCACCAUGCGCGGCAGAUGUCCGUAUACAACGACGGCGACACGCUGGGAUCGGACGAGUCGACGCUAAAGGCCGACAGACGGACGGGCUCGCUGUCCAACAAGGGUGGUGGCAGCCGGCGGGCAGCGGCUACGGGUCUAGGUCGGAUGAAGUCGAUCCGUGAGGUGGCCAACAAGCGAUACACACGCUUCUCGGACAACAUGAGCCCGCUGCCGGCCAGCUCCAAUACGGGGCAGGCCAGGGACAGCAGCGCCAACGCCAAGAUUAUGCGGCGCAAGAGCACUAAGAUGUUCAACGCCAACAUCACCAGCCCGCUGCCGACUCGGCAGACGACGUUUCGGUGGUUCAAGGGCCAGCUGAUCGGAAAGGGAACGUACGGACGCGUAUACCUCGGUAUGAAUGCGACGACGGGAGAAUUCCUAGCGGUCAAGGAAGUCGAGGUGAACCCGCGAGCGGCGGCGGGCGACAAGGCCAAGAUGAGGGAGAUGGUGGCGGCGCUAGACCAGGAGAUUGACACGAUGCAGCACUUGGACCACGUCAACAUUGUGCAGUACCUAGGCUGCGAGCGCAAGGAGGCGAGCAUCAGCAUCUUCCUCGAGUACAUUUCCGGUGGUAGCAUCGGAUCGUGUCUCCGCAAGCACGGCAAGUUCGAGGAGUCGGUGGUGUCGUCCCUGACGCGGCAGACGCUGUCGGGGCUGGCGUACCUGCACCGCGAGGGUAUCCUUCACCGGGAUCUGAAGGCGGACAACAUCCUGCUGGACCUGGACGGCACGUGCAAGAUCUCGGACUUUGGCAUCUCCAAGAAGACGGACAACAUCUACGGCAACGACAAGACAAACUCGAUGCAGGGCUCCGUCUUCUGGAUGGCGCCCGAGGUGAUCCGGUCCCAAGGGGAAGGGUACAGCGCCAAGGUGGAUAUCUGGAGUCUCGGGUGCGUCGUACUCGAGAUGUUUGCCGGUCGGAGGCCGUGGAGCAGAGAGGAGGCCGUGGGUGCCAUCUACAAGCUCGCCAACGGGGAGACGCCGCCUAUCCCCGAGGAUGUACAGGAGACGCUCGGGCCUUUGCCUGUGGCCUUCAUGAUGGACUGUUUCCAAGUAAACCCGUUCGACCGCCCUACAGCCGACGUUCUCCUCUCGCAACAUCCCUUUUGCAACUGGGAUCCCGAUUACAACUUUUUCGACACUGAGCUGUAUGCCAAGAUUAAGGGGACAUUUAGGAGUGAUUGA
Geosmithia morbida is the source of this 4476-nucleotide messenger RNA. RefSeq lists its product as uncharacterized. Gene Ontology annotation, molecular function: ATP binding; protein kinase activity. The record is from RefSeq and is a predicted model, not a curated record. The transcript is spliced from 5 exons. Bases 1 to 4476 code for a protein of 1491 amino acids. Gene Ontology annotation, biological process: protein phosphorylation. Lineage: Eukaryota; Fungi; Ascomycota; Sordariomycetes; Hypocreales; Bionectriaceae.